Schistocerca nitens (vagrant locust) is the source of this 1712-nucleotide messenger RNA. RefSeq names its product opsin-1. The coding region runs from base 155 to 1300 and encodes 381 amino acids. Gene Ontology annotation, cellular component: membrane. Gene Ontology annotation, molecular function: G protein-coupled receptor activity. NCBI's taxonomy places the organism in Eukaryota, Metazoa, Arthropoda, Insecta, Orthoptera, Acrididae. Gene Ontology annotation, biological process: visual perception; phototransduction; G protein-coupled receptor signaling pathway. The record is from RefSeq and is a predicted model, not a curated record. The transcript has 9 exons.
GGCAAAUACCCGUUACAGUCGAGCCGCAUCCGGAAGGGGGUACGACUUCUUUGCUUUAAAAGCAAAUACCUGGCGGUGUCUCCAGUCAGUCUGGCAACAGGAUCUGAAGUAGUUCAUCUUUGAUUUUCUUCAGUUUUCUGUCUUACAACUCAACAUGGCAUCCGCAUCUCUUAUUUCCGAGCCAAGCUUCAGUGCUUACUGGGGAGGUAGCGGAGGUUUUGCCAACCAGACUGUGGUGGACAAGGUGCCGCCAGAAAUGUUGUACCUUGUGGACCCUCACUGGUACCAGUUCCCUCCCAUGAACCCAUUGUGGCAUGGCCUUCUUGGCUUUGUUAUUGGAGUCUUGGGUGUAAUUUCCGUGAUUGGAAAUGGCAUGGUGAUCUACAUCUUCUCCACUACCAAGAGCCUUAGAACUCCUUCAAACCUUUUAGUUGUCAACUUGGCCUUCUCCGACUUCCUCAUGAUGUUCACCAUGUCGCCACCCAUGGUCAUCAACUGCUACUAUGAGACCUGGGUUCUGGGGCCAUUCAUGUGUGAACUGUAUGCCUUAUUUGGCUCUCUCUUCGGAUGUGGCUCCAUCUGGACCAUGACCAUGAUUGCCCUUGAUAGGUACAAUGUCAUUGUCAAGGGGUUGUCAGCUAAGCCAAUGACAAACAAGACUGCAAUGCUCAGGAUUCUCUUCAUCUGGGCUUUCUCUGUGGCAUGGACCAUCAUGCCUCUCUUUGGCUGGAACAGGUAUGUCCCUGAGGGAAAUAUGACUGCCUGUGGAACUGAUUACCUCACAAAGGACUGGGUUAGCCGCAGCUACAUUCUUGUCUACUCUUUCUUUGUGUACUUCUUGCCUCUUGGAACCAUCAUUUACUCCUACUUCUUCAUUCUCCAGGCUGUGUCUGCCCAUGAAAAACAAAUGAGGGAACAGGCCAAGAAGAUGAAUGUUGCCUCUCUCAGAUCAGCUGAGGCCAGCCAGACAAGUGCAGAAUGCAAACUGGCCAAGGUUGCCCUUAUGACCAUCUCUCUGUGGUUCUUUGCUUGGACUCCAUACCUCAUCAUUAACUUCACUGGUAUCUUUGAGACAAUGAAGAUCAGUCCUCUGCUUACUAUCUGGGGCUCUUUGUUUGCCAAGGCUAAUGCUGUCUACAACCCUAUUGUCUAUGGCAUCAGCCAUCCCAAGUACCGUGCUGCCUUGGAGAAGAAAUUCCCAAGCCUGGCCUGUGCAAGCUCUUCAGGCGACAAUACAUCUGUUGCCUCUGGAGCAACCACUGUCAGUGAUGAGAAGUCAGAGAAGUCAGCAUCUGCGUAAAGCAGCACUCAAAAAGGUUACACAGUGCUCAACUUGCAUUGUUGUGUAAACUCAUGAACAGUGUGUACCACCAGCUACAACUAUUCUGAAACACAUAAACCGCUCAGUGUUUCUACUGUACUUUUAUCUAUACUCUUGUUCUGUGGUACUAAAAGUACAUUUCUUAUGGACACUGUGUGAAUCAACAAUGCUUUUUGUAUUGCUUGCUCUGAAAUUAUAUCUACAGAGCAUACUUGCAAGUUGAGUUGCUACUAUCUUGCAUGGCACACGGAUUGGGAGAUGACUUUAUGUACAGUAUAGUUUUGCCUCUCCCUUUCAAAAAUUUGUAUAAAAACCUUUCAGGAUUUACAUUGUAGCUUGAAGACAAAGAACUUUCUAUAAGAAAACAAUAAAUCACCCCUGCAAGUGACAA